This is a messenger RNA of Tetrahymena thermophila SB210, 4077 nucleotides long. RefSeq lists its product as hypothetical. The record is from RefSeq and is a predicted model, not a curated record. Lineage: Eukaryota; Ciliophora; Oligohymenophorea; Hymenostomatida; Tetrahymenidae. The transcript has a single exon.
AUGAUUAAAAGUAUGAGAGAUUUACUGUUUUUACUUUUGACUAUUACUGCUUGUUUUUAGUGCUAAGUUAUUAACAAGGAAAAGAAGCUAAAUUUGCAAAGUAAUGAGCUGUAUGUGCAAAAUUUAUCAGAGUUUAUCAAUGAAGCAGCUACUUAAAUUGACUUGCGUACUUCAGAAGGAGUCUAAGAAAUUUAAGCUUUUUAGUCAAUAAAAACUUACUAAAAUUCUAAACCUUUAGAAGUUCUAGCCACCCUUGUUUUUAAGCAAGUAAAGUACAUUAUUGGGGUUACAUCAUAAGCUGCUGCUGAUUCUAAAUACAAAUUUGAAGUACUUUUCUAGAAAAUACAAUUUGAUGAUACUUGCAAAUGCUUAGUCUAGAUCCCAAUCUGCUCAGUUGCCUCUGAAGUAGUAAAUUAAAUUCCUGAAAUUUUUGCCAGUAUCUAUGACAGUUAAAGUGGAUUUGUUUCUUACUAAAUUGGUGAAGAAUAUAAGACUUUUGGAUUCAAAUCAGAUGGCACUUAUAUGGAAUAUUCAAAUAUUUAAUGGCUGAAGCUAAGUAAACAUGUUUCCAUCUAAAAUUAUGAUUUGUCUAUUUAUGUGAUUUAAUCAAUAAAUCAAAAAUAUUAACUCAUCAAGCUUAGUAAAGAUUGGAAACAAAUUUUUAUAAAAGAAAUUCCUGCUGAUAAAUGUGAUCUAUCAGUUCCUCUAAUAGAUAGCACAAAAUUCUAUUAUAUGUAUUGUUACUAAGGAGAUUAAACCUAUUUAAAAGCUUUUUGGGUUAAUGAAUUUGUAGAAGCUCUAUCUUUCUAGAAUUUCUAAAAUGUACCUCAAUAUCUUCCUAAGUCAUACACAUUUAACAGGAUUGGAAGCUAGUUUUUAAUUGGACUAUUUGGAGCAAAAUCCUCUAACAUAUUAACAAUAAGCUCAAACGAAAGCCUAAACGACUUUGUGUUUACCUUGUCAAACACUGAAAUUCCUUUCAUUGCAGCUUAGAAAUCAAACUUUAUGAAUGAAAAAUUUUUGAUUUUUCAUUAAGAUAAUUACUUAUUAUUUUUUGAUAUAGUCCAAAAAUAAAUAGUUUAUUAGACUUAAGUAGCUAAUGAUGGACUUCUUAUUAAUUCAGCUCAAAGUUUAGGAAAUUAAAUUAUCCUUGAUUUGGUUGAUAUUAAUUAAAAAUACUCAAACUCAAUAGUUGCGCAAGUCAACCUCCCUUCGUUCAAGAUUUAAUUGAAAGAAUCUACAACUAAUCCUAUUUAAAUUGUGAUAACCACUAUUUCUCAGACAAAAGUUUAUGUUAAUAUCAAAGUUAAUAUAGUUGAGUAAAACACUGUCCUUUUUACUUCAAAUUAUGUUUACACACACAAAAACAUUUAGAGUCUUAAUGAUAAUAAAGUCCAAAUUUUACCUAUCGAAGAUCAAGUAAUAGGAGCUGAUCUUUAGUUAAAUGCUUCUUAAGAUGAAUAUAUUUAAUUAAUGAAGGAUGUUAGCUUUAUAAAAACAAUCGAUUUGGAAGUUCAGAAAGAUAUUUUACCAUCCAUAAGCUCAAGCUGUAACAGUUACCAACUUGAUGGUUAUUUCUCAACUUUAUUUGUGUGUCCUUUAGAAGCAGGCAUUUAGUUGUAAUAUGUAAGAGCUGAUUCUACCGACAAUAAUUCUAAUAAUAAAAUUGGUGUUGUAGAUACAUAUAAAAGUUAGAUAUUGUAGUAAAGAUCAAUUAAUUAAGUUGAUAAUUAAGGUUCUUUUAUUAUUAUACAAACAAAUCCUUAGAUUUAUCUACCUUAUUUGAAUAACGAACAUCUUUAAUUUGCAACAUAUCCUAUUUUCUGUAAUGAUAAUAACUUCUCUUUUGCAUCAGAUCCCGCAUUCGGCAUUUUCUUUACGUUUUGCAAGAAUUAUAUUACGAUGUAUUAAUACUAAAAUAAUAACAAUUAGCUAAGUGCUGCCUUAGAUAUAAUUUAGAACACAUCACUUAACUAACUGAUUUGUAUAGAUGGAAUACUUUUUGCAUAUAACAAGACGAGUAUCACUGCUUAUGAUUACAUUCAGUUUAGCUUUCUUGGGUAAAUAACUAUACCAACAGAAGGAACUAACUAAUAAAUAACUCUAUUCAAGAGUACUUUUUUGAUAACUAUUUUGGACAAUCCUUUGACUAAGAUUGCAUAAUAUUCGUAUAAUAAUUUUGCUAGCUCUACUCCCACUUUCAUGAGGUAUCUUUAAAUAGACGAUAGUCAUCCUGUUGAUAACCAAGGCUUAAUAGUGGCUAAGAGAUCUGGCACUGAACUGGCUUUUAUUUUAUCCUCAACAUAAAAUCUAUAUUACAUCUAUAGAGUUAAUAGCAAGUAAUGGUCUAACUAGCUUUAUUCUUCUAUUAGUUUUAAUUUACAACAAACAGUCAUAAAUAACCUAAAUGUGUGUUAAUUGGAUAUCCCAUUCUUCAAGCUAAUCCUUUAACAAGCCAGCAUUAAGUAUGAAUUAGACUUAACAACAGAGUAAUUUAAUCAGAAAUUCUUUUCGUUUACUCUUUUGACUCUCAAACCUCCAAAACAAGAGAAGCAAACUGAAAAGCAGCUAAAUCUAAAAUCUCUCAAAUCAUCUGCAAUUCAAAGAAAAAGAACACUUCAAGUAAACUGGAUCUAGUAUGCUUUGUCAAUUAACAGAGAUGCAAGCGCUGCAUUUGGUAUUCUAAAUUAAUAAUCAAAUUUCAUCCAAUAACUUAAAACAUAAGUUUAAGAUAUUUAAUUUUUUUCGAAUGAUGUAUCUAAUGUUUUGAAUUUAUUCUCAAAUUCUUCUCUUUAUAAUGCUUGCCUAACAGGAUGGUAGUCUUUAUUGCCAAAUGCUAAAAUAUCACAAAGAAUAAGCGCAACUUCUCCAAAAAUUUUGAAUUAAGAUUUCACUAUCCUUUACAAAUAUCGUCUAUAAAUUGAAGACAAAUAGAUUACAAGCUUCUUUUCAAUUUAAGGUAACUUUAAAAAUUGCCUAGUUUUAGAUGAUAAGGCUUCUUUGAAAAGUACUUCUUACCUUAACCUGAAUUACUAAUUCAACUUAUAUGUUUUUUGCCAAAAAAAACUUUAAUAAUACUAAGUAGAAUACUCAAUCGAUAAUUAGAUAGCUUAAAAUAUAGUUAGUUCCAAAGUAUCAGAACCUAUUAUAUACUAUUUUAACAAUAACUAUAAUCUAUCGAUCUAUACCUAGCUCAUCAGCUACAAUAGCCAAAUUUAUUUGUUCUCAGUAGGUGGAAUGAAUCCAUAAUUGCUUGUGCUUAAUAAAAUACAAAAACAAGCAUUAAUCCAAGAAUUAACUAACUCUUACUUAGUGAAAAAAAGCAUUAAUUUCAUGAGUAAAUCAAAUGUUUAUAUAUAAAUAUAUUCUUCAGGUUUGAUAUAGUUUUAACAAAAUUCACAAGAAAAAAUCCAGGCACUUUAUAUUCAAGACAUGUUGUGGUAUUUUUCCUUUAGUAUAACUGAUUAUAUCAAAUAGGUAAUAUAAUAUUCUGAUUCAUAAUUCAGAAUUUAAUUUGCAAAUUCAUUCAUCUAUGAUGUCACUUUCUAGUUCAAUCAAUAGUAAUAAUUAUAGAUUUUGUCCGCGAGUUAAUACUAUUACUAAGAUGCUUUCUCUUAAUUCAUUUCAGGCUUCAAAGGAACUACUUACACAAUUUUAUUUGGGUAUUCCAAUACAAAAUAGUUAUGUUUAGCUUUGUAUGAAAACUCUGCUUCAUUAUAAGGCAUAAACUUAAUUUAAUCUGUUUAUUAGUUUGAAGAUAAAGUAGCUUCAAAUCAAACUCCUACCUUUAUUACCUAACAGACUCCAGAAUAUAUGGAAUUAACUUUAUCUAAUGCAUAUCAUUUUACCAUACUAAUAUCUGAUCACAUAGGUAUUUAAGUAUUUAAUAAUUAACAGAUGGCUUAGUAAAAUUUAAAUAAAAUACAAAUACAAAUAGCCCCUAAUAUUCAAAAAAAUCCAUAUAACACUAUUAAUAUGACUGCUACGAGUAUUCCAUCCCAAAAUCCAAGUAGUAAAACUUAUAUCUAAAAUUUAUUCUAUAACUUAAUAAGCAUUAUAAUUAUAUUUUUUAUCUGA